Seriola dumerili (greater amberjack) is the source of this 2043-nucleotide messenger RNA. It is a transcript of the gene ocln1, whose product is annotated as occludin-like. Gene Ontology annotation, cellular component: transcription elongation factor complex; bicellular tight junction; membrane. Bases 105 to 1736 code for a protein of 543 amino acids. The record is from RefSeq and is a predicted model, not a curated record. The transcript is spliced from 9 exons. Gene Ontology annotation, biological process: snRNA transcription by RNA polymerase II; positive regulation of transcription elongation by RNA polymerase II; bicellular tight junction assembly. NCBI's taxonomy places the organism in Eukaryota, Metazoa, Chordata, Actinopteri, Carangiformes, Carangidae. Gene Ontology annotation, molecular function: cis-regulatory region sequence-specific DNA binding.
CGAGGACUGUUAAAGAGGAGACUCGUGAAUGAGGCGGUGUGAGGCGGCUGAGCUGGAGUAGACGUUUUCUAUAGUGUCUGAGUGAAACUGCAGUAACGUCCACCAUGUAUGAUAGCCCCCCUGUGUACAGCCCGCCUUACAGCACCACCUCCCAAAGCUUCUAUCCGCCGAGGAGCGUCCAUUCCCCUCAGAGCCAGUAUGUCCCCUACACCUACAAUGUCCCUCCAGACUCCUACUACGUGGAGGAGAAGCCUCAACACUUCUACCGCUGGUUCUCUCCUCCUGGUUUUGUCAAGGUUUUCCAGGGAACCACUGUGCUCAUGUGUUUCCUCAUCUUCGCUUGCGUGGCUUCAACCUUGGUGUGGGACAUGAACGGAUUUGGGUACGGUGGUUACGGUGUAGGGGCCACAGGGAGUGUCGCAGGGACGGGGUCAGGAUAUUAUGGAGGCAGCUACGGCUAUGGCAGCUCCUACAUGACGCCACAGUCUGCCAAGUCAGCUAUGAUCUCCAUGGCAGCCAUCAACUUUUUGGUUUCACUGGGCUUCCUGGUGGGGAGUUUCUCACGUUCCCGGAUGAUGAGGGGAUGCAGGUUUUACCUGACUGUGUUCAUCUGUAAUAUCAUCUUAGCUGUGCUUCAGGGCAUCAUCAACAUUAUCUUUGUGAUUGGGGUGAACCCAAUGUCUCAGAGCUCACAGAGCAUGCUGUACAACCCCAUGCUGAUGAUGUGUCAGAACAUCCAGGGUAGCCCCAGCCUCAGCGGCAGCGCGGGGGCUGGUUUUCCGGGGGGGUUCCCCAUGUACAAUCAAUACCUGCACCACUACUGCUACAUGGACCCUGAGGAGGCGGUAGCGUUAGUGUUGGGUCUGAUGGUGGUGCUGGCUCUGUCCCUGUCUGCUUACUACGCCUACAAGACCCGCAGCAAGAUUUGGCGCCACGGCAAAGCUAACAUCUACUGGGAUGAGCCGCUGGUCAGGCCAUCAGAGGGGCAAGACGUGCAGGACUGGGUGAACCAUGUCGGAGAGGUGCGCAGCACACAGCAGGCACCAACUGUUGUUUUAUCAGAGAGAGCAGCACCUGACCUCAGGGCGGAGAACAGUGUGGUCUCCUACGGCAAUGGAACAGUCAGCAUCCACAGCGAGGGAAAUUAUAAAAGCAAAAGUUUCCCUGCUGACAACAGUAACCACCAUGGUGCUGAGCCUCUGUACCAGAACAGCAGGGUGACAGUUUACUGCAGCAGCUCUUCAGAUGAGACCGACAGCAUCCGGAAGCCUCCUCCUUAUCGUGUGGAGAGGGAGCAGAGGAAUGACCGACAGCCCCAAACUCCUGCUCACGAGAUGGUGGAGUCCCAGUAUGAAACUGGUUACACCACCGGAGACACUGGCAAUGAGCUGGACCAUAACCAAACAGAUUAUCUUUACAGGCUGUACCCAGAGAUAACUUCAGAUGAGCAGCGCCAGAAGUACAAGAAGGAGUUUGACGCUGAUCUGGCCCGCUAUAAGAGCCUCUGUGCCGACAUGGAUGACAUCAGUGACCAGAUGCACAAGCUGAGCCGAGAACUGGACAUGUUGCACGAGGGCUCCAUGAAGUACCAGGGAGUGGCAGAGGAGUACAACCGACUGAAAGACCUUAAAAGGGCGCCAGAAUAUCAAGCAAAGAAGAAGCAGAGCAAAGACCUUCGGCAAAAGCUUUUCCACAUCAAACGUUUGGUAAAAAUCUUUGACCAAGGUCUUUGUUAGUGUGUCUCAGUGACGAGGAUUUUUCCUACAUUUUCUUCCUUUGCUGUUUGAAUUGUAACAGUUCGGCCCAUAGUAACAUGGCCCUCGUACUGGUGUCACAAUCACUGAACCUCAGCUCUCGAAUAAAGACAGUGACUGACUUUGCUCUGUGUGGCUGUAAUUUAAACAGCUCAACAACUGGCACUGUUGUUGCACCUUGUGUAAGAUUUUCCUUUGUUACUUCCCAUGUCAGAUUUAAUGUUUGAUUCUUGAAUAUUACUACUGAAUGUCAGUUUUUAUAUGGAGAUAAUAGCAUGAAUGCAGAUGA